CCGCUGGGUCUCCAGCUGAGGGAUCGGCCUCCUGGCUUUCAGCUGGAGGAUCGGCCUCCUGGCUUUCAGCUGGGGGAUCGGCCUCCUGGCUUUCAGCUGGGGGAUCGGCCUCCUGGCUUUCAGCUGGGGGAUCGGCCUCCUGGCUUUCAGCUGGGGGAUCGGCCUCCUGGCUUUCAGCUGGGGGAUCGGCCUCCUGGCUUUCAGCUGGGGGAUCGGCCUCCUGGCUUUCAGCUUGAGGAUCGGCCUCCUGUUUUCCAGCUGGAGGAUCGGCCUCCUGGCUUUCAGCUGGGGGAUCGGCCUCCUGGCUUUCUGCUGGGGGAUCGGCCUCUUGGCUUUCAGCUGGGGGGUCUGCAGAAGCAUCCUCAGGCUCAAGCUUUCCCUGCUCUGAUCCCCCCCCGUUGUGCUCGGGAAGUUGAGUCUUGGGGCCGAUCAAUCCUGUAUCGGCAGUCACCCUGA
Molecule: messenger RNA, 456 nt
Organism: Guillardia theta CCMP2712
Lineage: Eukaryota; Cryptophyceae; Pyrenomonadales; Geminigeraceae
Exons: 1
Source: RefSeq, a predicted model, not a curated record